CGCCUUCCAAGCCAGGCUGCUUCUUCCGGUUCCUGUCAGGAAUGCUGCAGCAGCCGGCUCGGGCCCGUCUUCCUCCUCGGCUUUCCUUCCCGGGGAAAUGAGCCCCCCAAGCUUCUCCCCUCGCCAGGCCCGUGGGUUCCCGGAUGGAGCAGCAGGCUCUCGGGCUUGGAGCAGCAUCAGCCUCGCCCUCCUACCAGCCUGCAGUCCCAGACCGGCCUGGAUGCAUCUACACCAGCUGCUAUUGUGAAGAAAAUGUGUGGAAACUAUGUGAAUACAUCCAGAGGCAGAAUCAAUACCCUUUAGAAGAAUUUUAUGCUGUUUUCAUUUCUAAUGAUAGAAGAAUGGUGCCACUUUGGAAGCAGCAGGCAGGGUGUGGAGAAGAACCUGUGAUUUGGGAUUACCAUGUGAUUUUGCUUCAUGUGGCUAAUGGAGACCAGAACUUCAUUUAUGACCUUGACACUGUGCUUCCUUUUCCCUGCCCCUUUGACACCUAUAUUGAAGAGGCGUUCAAAUCAGACAGCAUUAUUAAUCCUGGAUAUCGAAGAAAAGUCAGAUUGGUUCGAGCUGAUGUGUUUCUGAAGACGUUCGCUUCUGACCGAUCCCACAUGAAGGAUGCCAGUGGAAACUGGCUGAAGCCUCCACCUCUGUACCCGUGCAUUGAAACUGCAGAGUUCAAGAUGAACCUGGACAACUUCAUCAGUAUGAAUCCAGAUAUCGGAUGGGGAUCCGUCUUUUCACUCCAUGACUUUGUGCAGUCUUUUGGCAGAACUGAUUUUGAGCAUCCCAUGUAGGAUGGUGGAAUAAUUGAGACGGAGGCACUGAUAUUUAUUAUGAGAUCUGCCGUUCUGUUUAUUCAGUAGUAACUGAAGUAAUAUUCUUAGUUUGGAGAAAUAAAAGGAAUAUAUGUAAUGAAUUAAACCUUUUUUUAAAAAAAAUUGCAAGCCAAAAUGGUUAUACUGAGUCUAUAUACUUCAGAUAUAUCCUGACCUGCUGGAAAAAGAAAUCAUGAUCUGUGAAGUGGAAAACCAUAGGUGAAGAAGAUGAGUUUUAGAGGUGGAUUAACUCAGUAACAUGAGUCAUGACCCCAAGUUUCAUCGUCUUAAGCUGUUACUGUCCAGAACCCUUGCUAGUCUCACAAAAGGUUACAAUUGUCUGUUUGCAAACAACAGCAAAACAUUUUAAAGUAUUAAAAGGAAGAGAUCAAAACUUGUCCUUUUUCCCACCUUUGAUAUUUCAGAAGUCAUACACUGCGUGAAGUAAAAUAACUCUUGUUUCAUGGGGUUUUAUUGAGUGAUUUGUACUUCACUUGCAGAACUGUUUGGAAUUCAAGGGAAAUUCCCUAGCUAAUGCCUCUAGGCUAUACGAAGUUUUUCAGGAUGGCUGCACACUACCAUAAAAAGAGGACAAAAAUGAAACAAUAUUUGUAUGUUCAGUUUUCUAUAUAAGUGUUCACUGACAUAAUUAGUCUUCAUAAAAAAUACAUUUCACUAUAGUCAAAUAAAAUUGAGAGCGGGGA
Molecule: messenger RNA, 1516 nt
Organism: Anolis carolinensis (green anole)
Lineage: Eukaryota; Metazoa; Chordata; Lepidosauria; Squamata; Anolidae
Gene: ntaq1
Product: N-terminal glutamine amidase 1
Exons: 6
Coding region: 144-791 (215 amino acids)
Cellular component (GO): nucleus; cytosol
Molecular function (GO): protein-N-terminal glutamine amidohydrolase activity; protein-N-terminal asparagine amidohydrolase activity
Source: RefSeq, a predicted model, not a curated record